AUGGGAAGAAAGAGUAGUAGACGGCUACAGCUUAAGCCGUUCUGCUACUUCUGCAAUCGCGAGUUCGAUGAUGAAAAGAUACUCAUUAUGCACCAAAAGGCGAAACACUUCAAGUGCCCAGAAUGUAAUCGCAAACUCGAAACCGCUAACGGCCUAGCGGUACAUAUGCAACAGGUACACAAACUCAUACAGAGGAAGGUCCCAUUCGCCCUAGAAAGCAGAGAUAACAUCACCUCAGUCGUACAGGGAAUGCAAGGAGUGCCAUUCGAGGCAAUUGAAGAACAUAGAAUGAAGUACCAAAAGAAAUUGGGAGAUAUAGAUACGAAAAAACAACAAAGGAUCAUAUGGGCAAUUGUAUCAACGGCACCAACGCCGGAACAGUUCCUUGCACAACUGUCUAUAGGAAAUGUAUACUUCCCAGGAUUUACGGCACCCCAAGAAAAUGAAAUGCCGCAACAACAACAUCCGGUACAAAAUACAUAUGGACAAAUGCCACCAUAUCAAAUGGAUAUGAUGACAAACUAUCCACAUCAGGGACCAUACCCACAACCACCAAUGCACGCUUACGGAACACAGCCACCGAUGCCAUACCAAACACCAGGAUAUGCAGCACACGAAAGAAGAGGACGGAGGUUCCCAAAUGGACCUGAAAACAACACAUUCCAGCCAAGAGAUGAUUUCACAAGACAAAAAGGAUUUGGGCAUGUAGGCUCAGGACCAUUAAUUCUAGGACCAAGCGGACAACCAAUCGAUCCAAGCCGUAGCUAUGGAUUCACACCAGCACCACCAGCCACAAGACCUACACCAAUCACAACAGGAGGACCUAUAGCAGCAAAACAGGGAUUCACAUCAGCACCAAAGGGAUUCAGUAACGCACCUACAAACGCAGCAAUCAACCCACCAGCAAGAGGAGGGUUCAGUGAUAAUAGUUUUCAAAGGGCUGGAGGAUUCACAAACCCUAACAAUUUUCAAAGAUCAGGUGGAUUCAGCGAUGCACCGACAACAACAAAACCACCGCAAGGGUUCAGUAAAAAUGAUUUCUCAAGGCCAAAAGGGUUCAGCGAUGCACCAACAACCACCAGACCUACACAAGGCUUCAGCAGUGCUAGGGGGAUACCAGAUUCAACAAUACGACAAGCCUAUGCAACAGAACAGAGAGAACGUAGGAAUAGUGCACUAAACGCAGCAGCAAGGGCAGAAGAGGAGACUAAAUCGGAAAAACAAAAGGUAGUGCAAACGCAACACUACAGGCCACCAGGGGUAGCGCCACUAUUCAUACCGCCGCCAACUUUGGCAAACACAAAACUAGCAUGCGAUGUGGACAGCGAAUCUAUAGAAGAAAGACGAGCCAAACUGUUCCACAACUGGAAAGGCUCUGCGUGA
Molecule: messenger RNA, 1383 nt
Organism: Babesia sp. Xinjiang
Lineage: Eukaryota; Apicomplexa; Aconoidasida; Piroplasmida; Babesiidae
Product: BUB3-interacting and GLEBS motif-containing protein
Exons: 2
Coding region: 1-1383 (460 amino acids)
Cellular component (GO): nucleus
Source: RefSeq, a predicted model, not a curated record